GCGUGCUUUUGUGUGAGAGAGAGAGAUAAGGGGAGAAAAUCUCCUCUACCGCGAAAAUGACGAGCGAGAAUGGAGAUGAAGAGAUCGGAGGUGUCGCUGGAAAAAGGAAAAGACGCGGAAGAGAUGAAGAAGAAGACGGCGAUGAAGAAGAAGAAGAGGGUGAAGAGGAAGGAGGAGGAGGAGACGGGAAGCUUCCACUGAAGCUGGGGAUGCUCUUUUACCCGAUGACGCCGCCUGCGUUUGUUGUAUCUGAUGCUCUAGAGCCAGAUUUUCCAAUAAUUUAUGUGAACAGGAUCUUCGAGGUCUUUACAGGUUACCGAGCUGACGAAGUUCUUGGCCGAAACUGUCGAUUCUUACAGUACAGAGACCCUCGUGCUCAGAGGCGUCACCCAUUGGUGGAUCCUGUGGUUGUAUCUGAGAUUAGAACAUGUCUUGAAAAAGGUGUUAAAUUCCAAGGCGAGCUUCUCAAUUUCAGGAAGGAUGGCACUCCACUGGUGAACCGGCUACAGCUUGCCCCAAUACAUGAUGAUGAUGGAACCGUUACCCACAUUAUCGGUAUACAAGUGUUCUCUGAAGCAACUAUAGAUGUCAACCGUGUGUCGUAUCCUGUCUUCAAAGAGACCUGCAACCAACAAUUCGAUCAGACAUCCCGAUCCCUUUCUCCAGGUGGACUCUUGACUUUCAGACAGCAGCAAGAUGUCUGUGGGAUAUUACAGCUUUCCGACGAAGUCUUGGCACAUAACAUCUUAUCACGCUUGACUCCAAGGGACGUUGCUUCCAUCGGAUCUGCUUGCAGGAGGAUUCGCCAAUUGACGAAAAACGAGAGCGUGAGGAAGAUAGUGUGUCAAAACGCCUGGGGAAAGGAGAUCACCAGAACCCUUGAGAUUAUGACAAAGAAGCUUGGCUGGGGCCGCCUAGCAAGGGAACUCACCACACUUGAAGCCGUUUGUUGGAGGAAAUUCACCGUCAGAGGAUCAGUAGAACCUUCACGUUGCAACUUCAGUGCAUGUGCUGUGGGGAACCGGCUAGUGUUGUUUGGUGGGGAAGGAGUAGAUAUGCAGCCAAUGGACGACACCUUUGUUCUAAAUCUGGAUUCUGAGUAUCCCGAGUGGCAACGGGUCAGGGUGAAAUCAUCGCCACCGGGACGUUGGGGUCACACUCUCUCAUGCCUCAACGAGUCAUGGCUGGUAGUCUUUGGAGGAAUUGGAAGACAGGGAUUGCUUAAUGAUGUGUUUGUGCUCGAUCUAGAUGCAAAGCAGCCGACAUGGAAGGAAGUUUCCGGUGGUACUCCUCCUCUCCCGAGAUCUUGGCACAGCUCUUGCACGAUCGAAGGUUCUAAACUGGUUGUGUCAGGCGGAUGCACAGAUGCCGGGGUGCUUCUGAGCGACACAUUUUUGUUGGAUCUGACAACGGAUAAGCCAGCGUGGAGAGAGAUCCCGACAUCAUGGGCUCCCCCAUCGAGACUUGGACAUUCUCUCUCAGUCUUUGGCCGCACCAAAAUCCUCAUGUUUGGUGGGCUUGCAAAGAGCGGGCAUCUGAAGCUACGGUCGGGUGAGACAUACACUAUAGACUUAGAAGACGAAUACCCGAGAUGGAGACAACUCGAGUUUAGCCCGUUUGCCGAUAUUGGCAGCCAAAGAAUGGUGGUUCCGCCUCCAAGACUCGACCAUGUAGCCGUAAGCAUGCCUUGUGGGAGGGUAAUCAUAUUCGGAGGGUCUAUUUCCGGGCUUCACUCUCCAUCGCAGCUUUUCCUUUUAGACCCUUUGGAAGAGAAACCGUCAUGGAGGAUACUCAAUGUACCGGGCCAACCGCCGAAGUUUGCGUGGGGACAUAGCACGUGUGUAGUUGGAGGGACAAGAGUACUGGUCCUGGGUGGUCACACUGGUGAGGAGUGGAUCCUCAACGAGUUACAUGAACUGUGUUUGGCAAGUCGACAAGACUCGGAUCUGUAAGAGACUGGCUUCUAUAAGCUUGGUAAUGUUACGGUAUUGUGUGUGUUUUUUUGUUACUGGUUCAUUCAGUAUCUAUGAAAUAAUAAUAUAAAAAAAAAACACACAAACA
Molecule: messenger RNA, 2061 nt
Organism: Tarenaya hassleriana
Lineage: Eukaryota; Viridiplantae; Streptophyta; Magnoliopsida; Brassicales; Cleomaceae
Product: adagio protein 3-like
Exons: 2
Coding region: 57-1952 (631 amino acids)
Biological process (GO): response to blue light; circadian rhythm
Cellular component (GO): nucleus; SCF ubiquitin ligase complex; cytosol
Molecular function (GO): protein binding
Source: RefSeq, a predicted model, not a curated record